Molecule: messenger RNA, 1703 nt
Organism: Cuscuta epithymum
Lineage: Eukaryota; Viridiplantae; Streptophyta; Magnoliopsida; Solanales; Convolvulaceae
Source: the annotation of a GenBank genome assembly
UGCAAGUAUAAAUUGGGCAUAUUACAUUCGCGCAACGCGCGAUCACUUUUCUAGUCUCGUGUCUUAAUAAGAGCUAAUAAUCCUAUUUUGAAAUGAAAUUUUCCUUGUUGUGUUUUUUCAAUUACAAAACAAACGGAUCCCGUCGGCGUUGGCAACGGUAACUCGCCGCAAAAGCCGUUUCAUCGUCUUCAACGCGUCCGGAAUGGCCGAGUCACCAACUCGAAGUCCCACCGAACCGGAUACCACACCCUGUCCUUCUCCCCGACCCCAGAUACCGGUAGAGAUCAUAAGUGACGAAGAAAUGGCUCUCAUCGAAGCUGCGUUAUCCGCCGCAUGCCCUUCCGUCUCCUGUUCGACUCAGUUGCAGAGAAGCGUCAGAUCCAUCCACUCAAUAACUAUGUUGUCAAAGCGGAAGCUUUCUGGGUGUAAGGAUUCUGUCAUGUCAACGGUCGGUGACAUUGAGGAUGGCCAGAAUCGGGUCAUAAGUCCCCGCAAGAAGAACCGGCUCAAAGAAUCACUUUUACAACGGUUUCGGAGAAAGAGAGGCUUGGCUGUUACUGAUAUUACUGCCACGGAAUGGUGUGAAAAACAAAUGGAAUAUUUCAUUGUGCUUGGUAGACCGGAAGCCAGCAAAGCUAUGAAAGCUGGUAGCAUGCGACAUGCAGCUCUUGAAGAAGAGGUGAUAAAAAGAGUUAAAGUUCAAACUCAAUGUAUGGAAGAUGUAUGGGCAAUUAAGUUCAUGAAUUUUAUGGUUGGCGUCAAUCAGUUGUUAUUCGAUGGAUUGACACGGGAGUUACCCUUAGUAGGCUUUGCAGAAGGUGUAUGGAUGGUUGGAGUGAUAGAUGAAAUACGAAUGCCCACAGAAGAAAAUGAGAGAUUCCCCAUCAUAGUUGACACUAAAACACGCUUUCGUCCUACUCUUCCUUCCGAAGCACAACGAAGGAAUGGAAGGCUUCAACUGAUGUGCUACAAGCAGAUUUGGGACAACUUAGUUGCUGAUAAAUUUCCUAUCGGCCAGUUCUUUGAUUUCUUUUCAUUGAAUCCCAACUGUAUUUUAUCUGAUGAAAUCCGAGCGAGUACAUCCGGAUCAGGUUUUCCAGCAGAGACCCUCAGUGAAGUGAUGGGGUAUUUUCGGAAUACUUGUUCUAUGCUUCCACAAGCACAUAACCGUCUUUUGUUGAGGUACGAAUUGCAAGAGGAUGAAUCAUUGCUAGGUGAAGAUGAGUUUGAACAUGAUUCAGAUUGGGUCAAUGGUCAAAUAAAGUCUUGUUUAGAAUUUUGGAGAGGAGAUCGUGAAGCUAGUUUUACUCCAAUGGAGGAGCGCUGGAAAUGCAGGAGUUGCAAGUUUGCUUCUGUGUGCCCUUCUACUUCUCCAACCUCUUUAUAAGAAGCGCAGAAAGAAAAGAAAAAGACAUGGGUGACUUGGAACAACUGUUCCCUUCAAAAAUAAUCAUCAGGAGAAGCUGAUUUUUAGAGGUUUCUUCAUAUUGAUCACAAGUCAAUUUAUAUAUGCUUCAUAGUCAGAAGCUUUAUCAUCAUGGAGCAUAAAACUGGUUGUUGUGACUUGUAAUUUAUUGAAAUGGACGUUUUCUUAUCAUUAUUAUCUUGCUUGUAUAUAAUGAUUCUUUUCCAAACAAAUAGUUGUAAAAGCUUUUGAGAAAUGAUAAAAACAUACUAGUAUUACUUUGGAUGCCACUUUUGAU